AUGUCGCGGCCAUUCGCGAAGGUCAACCGCGUGAGGUGCGAGUCCUCCGGGUGCAUGGUCCCGAAGGACAAGGCCAUCAAGAGGUUCAUCGUGCGGAACAUCGUCGAUGCCUCGGCCAUUCGCGACCUGCAGGACGCGUCGACCAUCGAGGGCUACGCGCUGCCGAAGAUCUACCGGAAGGUGUACUACUGCAUCUCCGCCGCGAUCCACUCGCGCGUCGUGCGUGUGCGCUCGGUGAAGGACCGCCGCAUCCGCGAGCCCCCGCGUCGCUUCGGCCCGCGCCGCAACUGA
This is a messenger RNA of Pedinophyceae sp. YPF-701, 291 nucleotides long. The record is from the annotation of a GenBank genome assembly. Lineage: Eukaryota; Viridiplantae; Chlorophyta; Pedinophyceae.